Diceros bicornis minor is the source of this 7391-nucleotide messenger RNA. RefSeq names its product ATPase phospholipid transporting 10B (putative) (gene ATP10B). Gene Ontology annotation, molecular function: ATP binding; ATPase-coupled intramembrane lipid carrier activity; ATP hydrolysis activity. The transcript has 27 exons. Lineage: Eukaryota; Metazoa; Chordata; Mammalia; Perissodactyla; Rhinocerotidae. The record is from RefSeq and is a predicted model, not a curated record. Gene Ontology annotation, biological process: phospholipid translocation. The coding region runs from base 612 to 5006 and encodes 1464 amino acids. Gene Ontology annotation, cellular component: plasma membrane.
GGCUUCUAAAAGGGCUGGGGCUGCCUGCUCCAGCCAGGGAUGAGAAGGAGGCUCUCUCACUCCUCGUUGAUGGGAUAACUGAAGGCGGUAACAGCCCAGCCUCCCUCCCUUGUGCCCCACCAGAAUAAAAAUGCCCAAGGAGUGCUGAGCCCCCUGUCAUAGCCGUGGAGCCUGCACCGAGGAGGGAGGAGAUAUCAACAUAAGUUAUUUAGAAGAAGAAAAGCAAGACCAUUUCCAGAGUUGGUAUUCCUGUGUUUGCUCCGGUCUCAUCUAGAGAUGUUCCUACUUCACAAGAUCGUUGUGAGAAUUAAUCAAGCAGAUGACAUUGGAAAUAACCAGAACAGCUGAUAUUUACUGAGCACUUACUACCUGCCAGGUGCCAUUCCAAGCGCUAGGAUCAUUGAAGCCACAAUAAAUCUUUGAGGCUUGCUUUGACAGAGAAUCAGAAUUGACUGGUGACAUUUGUUUCAAUGAAAGCAACAGCGUGAAUAAUGUUUGGGUUCCUGCCAUGUGUCAGCUGUGUGGCAAAUCUUGAACCAGACACAGUCUCUGUCCUCAAGGAGCUCUCUUGAACAGGCAAGGAGAAUGCAGACUUUAGCUUGCUGCUGAAAAUGGCCCUCUCAGUGGACUCGUCUCGGCACCGGUGGCAGUGGCGAAUCAGAGAUGGCCUCCCCCAGUCUCCUUCAGAAGCCACACCACUGCUGUCCCCAGAGAAGGGGAGGCAGAGCUACAACCUAACACAGCAGCGGGUCGUGUUCCCCAACAACAGCAUAUUCCACCAAGACUGGGAAAAGGUCUCCAGGAGAUACCUGGGAAACAGAAUCCACACAACCAAAUAUACCCUCCUCACCUUCCUGCCCCAGAAUCUCUUUGAGCAGUUUCACAGAUGGGCUAACCUCUAUUUCCUGUUCCUGGUGAUUCUGAACUGGAUGCCCUCCAUAGAAGUCUUCCACAGGGAAAUCACCAUGUUACCACUGGCCGUUGUCCUGUUCAUCAUCAUGGUCAAGGACGGCAUGGAGGACUACAAAAGACACCGCUUUGAUAGAGAGAUAAACUGCUCCAACAUCCAGAUAUAUGAAAGAAAAGAGCAGAGCUACGUGCAGAAGCGCUGGAAGGAUGUGUGUGUGGGAGACUUCGUCCAGAUGCAGUGCAAUGAGAUCAUCCCAGCAGACAUCCUCCUCCUCUUUUCCUCAGACCCCAGCGGGAUCUGCCACCUAGAAACUGCCAACUUGGAUGGAGAGACAAACCUCAAACAAAGGCGUGUUGUGAGGGGCUUCUCACAGCAGGAAAAACAGUUUGAACCAGAACGUUUCAACAACACCAUCGUGUGUGAGAAACCCAACAACCACCUCAACAAAUUUAAGGGUUAUCUGGAGCAUCCUAACCAGUCCAGGACCGGCUUUGGCAGUGAGAGUCUUCUGCUUCGAGGCUGCACCAUCAGGAACACCGAAGUUGCUGUUGGCAUUGUCAUCUAUGCAGGCCAUGAGACAAAAGCCAUGCUGAACAACAGUGGCCCACGGUACAAACGCAGCAAGAUCGAGCGGCGCAUGAACAUCGACAUCUUCUUCUGUAUCGGGCUCCUCUUCCUCAUGUGCCUCAUUGGAGCUGUAGGUCACACCCUCUGGAAUGGGACCUUUAGUGAACACCCUCCCUUCGAUGUGCCAGAUGCUGAUGGCAGCUUUGUUCCCCUUGCUCUUGGGGGCUUCUACAUGUUCCUCACAAUGAUCAUCCUGCUCCAGGUGCUAAUCCCAGUCUCCCUGUACGUGUCCAUUGAGUUGGUGAAGCUCGGGCAAGUCUGGUUCCUGCACAACGACCUUGACCUGUAUGAUGAGGAGUCCGAUUUGUCCAUUCAGUGUCGAGCCCUCAAUGUCACCGAGGACUUGGGCCAGAUCCAGUACAUCUUCUCUGACAAGACAGGGACGCUGACCGAGAACAAGAUGGUGUUCCGGCGUUGUACCAUCAUGGGUAGCGAGUAUUCUCACCAAGAAAAUGCCAAGAGACUGGAGACCCCGAAGGAGCUGGACUCAGACAGUGAAGAGUGGACCCAAUACCGCUGGCUGUCCUUCCCAGCCAGAUGGGCUCAGGGCCCAGCAACGAUGAGAGGCCAAAGAGGGGCCCAGCCUCUGAGGAGGUGCCACAGUGCCCGAGUACCCCUCCAAGGACACUCCCGACAAAGGUCCAUGGGGCGCCGUGAAAGUGCAUUGUCUCCUGUGGCCUUUAGCAGCUCCAUAGAAAAAGAUGUGACUCCAGAUAAAAACCUACUGACCAAGGUGCGAGAUGCUGCCCUGUGGCUGGAGACCUUGUCAGACACCAGGCCUGCCAAGUCUUCCCUCUCCACGACCUCCUCCGUUGCUGACUUCUUCCUGGCCCUAACCAUCUGCAACUCCGUCAUGGUCUCCACAACCACCGAACCCAGGCAGAGGGUCACCGUGCCACCCUCGACCAAGGCUCUCGGGAUGUCCCUGGAGAAGAUUCAGCAGCUCUUCCAGAGGUUGAAGCUUUUGAACCUCAGCCAGUCAUUCUCAUCUACUGUGCCCUCUGACACUGACCUGGGGGAGAGUUUGGGGACCAACAUGCCCAUCACGGACUCUGAUGAGAGAGACGACACGUCUGUGUGCAGUGGAGACUACUCCACUGAUGGCGGUUAUAGGAGCAGCACGUGGGACCAGGGCAACAUCCUGGGGUCUGAGUCGGGCGCUUCCUUGGAGGAGGUGCUGGAGGCCCCAGGCCUAGGCCUGGCCAGCCCCGAGCUCUGUUACGAGGCCGAGAGCCCAGAUGAGGCUGCCCUGGUGCAUGCCGCCCAUGCCUACAGCUUCACACUGGUGUCCCGGACGCCCGAGCAGGUGACCGUGCGCUUGCCCCAGGGCACCUGCCUUACCUUUGACGUCCUCUGCACCCUGGGUUUCGACUCUGUCAGGAAGAGAAUGUCCGUGGUUGUGAGGCACCCGCUGACAGGUGAAAUCGUUGUCUACACCAAAGGUGCUGACUCGGUUAUCAUGGACCUGCUGGAAGACCCAGCCUGCGCGACUGACACUGAUAUGGAAAAGAAGGUGAGGAAAAUCCGAGCCCGGACUCAGAAGCAUCUAGACUUGUAUGCAAGAGAUGGCCUUCGAACACUGUGCAUCGCCAAAAAGGUUGUAAGUGAAGAGGACUUCCAGCGAUGGGCCAGUUUCUGGCAUGAGGCUGAGGCGUCCCUCGACAACAGAGACGAGCUUCUAAUGCAGGCGGCAGAGCAUCUGGAGAAUCAACUCACCUUGCUCGGAGCCACAGGGAUUGAAGACCGGCUGCAGGAAGGAGUUCCAGACACAAUCGCUGCUCUGCGGGAGGCGGGGAUCCAGCUCUGGGUCUUGACUGGAGAUAAGCAGGAGACAGCGGUCAACAUCGCCUAUUCCUGCAGACUGUUAGAUCAGACCGACACUGUUUACUCCAUUAAUACAGAGAGUCAGGAAACCUGUGAAUCCAUCCUCAACUGUGCCUUGGAAGAGGUAAAGCAAUUUCAUGAACUGCGAAAGCCAGACCACAAGCUCUUCGGGUUCCGCCUACCUUCUGAGACAUCACUGCCCACCUCAGAAGCGGCAGCUCCAAACAUUGGAUUGGUCAUCGAUGGAAAGACAUUGAAUACCAUUUUCCAGGGAAAGCUGGAGGAGAAGUUUCUGGAGUUGACUCAGUAUUGCCGGUCUGUCCUGUGCUGCCGCUCAACCCCCCUCCAGAAGAGUAUGGUAGUCAAGUUGGUGCGAGACAAGUUGAGCGUCAUGACCCUUUCCAUAGGUGAUGGAGCAAAUGACGUAAGCAUGAUUCAAGCUGCUGAUAUUGGGAUUGGAAUAUCUGGACAGGAAGGCAUGCAGGCCGUCAUGUCCAGCGACUUUGCCAUCUCCCACUUCAGACACCUCAAGAAGCUGCUGCUUGUGCACGGCCAUUGGUGUUACUCACGCCUGGCCAGGAUGGUGGUGUACUACUUCUACAAGAAUGUGUGCUACGUCAACCUGCUCUUCUGGUACCAGUUCUUCUGCGGUUUCUCUGGCUCCACCAUGAUUGACUACUGGCAGAUGAUAUUCUUCAAUCUCUUCUUCACCUCCUUGCCUCCUCUCGUCUUCGGAGUCCUUGAUAAGGACGUCUCUGCAGAAACUCUCCUGGCGUUGCCUGAGCUGUACAAGCAUGGCCAGAACUCCGAGUGCUAUAACAUGCUGACUUUCUGGAUUUCCACGGCAGAUGCGUUCUACCAGAGCCUCAUCUGUUUCUUUAUUCCUUACCUGACCUACAAGGACUCUGAUAUCGACGUCUUUACCUUUGGGACACCCAUCAACACCAUCUCCCUCGCCACAAUCCUUUUGCACCAAGCGAUGGAAAUGAAGACCUGGACCGUCAUCCACGGGCUUGUUCUCAUAGGCAGCUUCCUGAUGUACUUUGCGGUAUCCCUAGUAUACAACGCCACCUGCCUCACCUGCAACAGCCCCACCAAUCCUUACUGGGUGAUGGAGCGCCAGCUCUCAGACCCCACUUUCUACCUCGUCUGCUUCCUCACACCGGCCGUCGCUCUUCUCCCGAGGUACUUUUUCCUGUCUCUACAAGGGACUUAUGGGAAGUCUCUGAUCUCAAAAGCUCAGAAAAUCGACAAACUCCCCAUGGACAAAAGAGACCUGGAAAUCCAGAGUUGGAGAAGCAGACAGAGGCCUGUGCCUGUCCCUGGAGAGGCUCAGCCCACUCACCAUCCAGAUCCACCUGUCCCAGAGCAGGGCUUCAGAGCCACCACCCCAAAGAGCUCAAGGCCUCCCAAGUGGAAGUACAAGGAGGACUGGGCGCUGCAUGGGGAGAGAUGCAGCAGAGACCACAUGAGGGAUGACCCAUGUUCAGGGGACUCCUCAGCUAAACUCUCAUCUGGGGAGCACCUUCUUUUGGGGCCUGGUAAGACGAUGGCUUCCGGAGCCUACGCAAGUGGACAUACUGAUGCCUACCGGCCCUCGAGCAGGGGCAGCCAUCGCCGAUCCCAGAGUUCACUGACCAUGUGAGAGGCCUACAGAACUACGUACAAACUCAGAGGAGGUCACCCAACCACUGGCCUAAUUAACCCAUUUCCUCUUCAUGGAGGAAGGAAUGUGCCAGUCUUACUCUUUUUCCCCACCAGGCUUUACUUCCUUAGAGGAAGUGCUGGCCUUAAGGGGUUUGACAAAAAAGGACUGGAAACCAAUAGACCUCUAGUUUUCUCCUGCUGCUAAGUAGCACGUCUUGCAAACAACCGAGUUUUUAUAAGAAAGCUAUGUUUCUAUUGCAAUGAGUUUUCAAAUUUUUUAGCCCAGGAACACUCUUCUGACCCUCUAGCUAGGUACAGCCUACAACCCAAUGCAAGCGGACCAUAAGUUUCCAAGAUUCCAAGAAGUAUAUCAACUCAGGCAAUAUCUCAGGAUAUGAAAGUUUCUGCGCUUGUUGAACCAUCACCUCACUCCUUGGUGCCAAGAGUUACAGUUUCAGAAGAGACCCAUGCACACAAGUGCUUCAUCUUGAGUGUGUCACAGUGAUGGCUAUGUCAAGAUUAACAUCCCUUCCAUUCUCAGAGAGUUGGAUCUGCUUUUUGUCUCUAAGCCAAAGAAGACCACAUCUAAAAACUAAAACUAAAUUUGAACUCAGUGCCACAGACAGUACUGAGGGUUGUGCGGCCACAGCUAGUGUAAGAGGCAGAAAGAACACAAGCGUGCUAAAGAGAACAGGUGCACCAGAAACCCCAUGAUUUACCACAAAUCCCAUAGUCUGAGAGGACUUAGGCAGCAUUCUUUUGUUAAAGCUAUUUAUUUUAUUUAUUUUUAAAUAGAAGUCCCCAUCCUCAUUCAGCUCUCAGGCUAAGAAAACUCUAAGAUCAGGAGGUCUUUGCACAUCUGCACCCAGAAUAGACCCACAUGAUAGAGCAACUCUGAGCCCAAACAAUGACAUCUUAAAGAGUAGGGCCAAUGUGAGACCCUAUUCAUUAAGCUUAUCCCAGAAUAUCACCAUCUGGAAGACACUGGCACAUGCUUCAGUUAAAUUAGGGAGAGUCAGAGGAAGUCUUACUUCACAGGGAAAAGAAGGAGUAUAUAGACUUCUUAUCCCUAGAGGUCAUAAAUAACAAAAAUAUAGAAGAGCUUAAAACAGUGUUGAAAGGAAACAAUGGAUGAUAGAAUUCUAAUAGGCUGUCAAGAGAAGCUAGGUCUACCAUAGGCAAGGAUAGCCUGUCCCUAGUCUUUUAAGAUAAGUCAGGGAGAGUUAUUGAACCCUCCCCUCCUUAGGGUGGUGCUUAUAUAUCAGGCAAAAUCCCUACUGGGGAUGGAUGCAACAAGUGUGAUAAGUCUUUGAGCCUAAGAGUCAUAGCCACCCCAUGAGUUGACUUAUCACUUGAGUGACUUCUCAGCAAAGAUGCCCAAAAAGAUCACAACAAUCAAUUGGCAAAUGGCAGACUGAGCCGGGCCUUUGACCAUCCUGCUGACAAACCUGAACUGAAGGGGCCAUUCGGUGCAUCUUACUGGAGUCAAUACACUGGAUCAGUUUCACUGACUCUGCCACAUCAUGAUGCCAACACUGGCCACCUGGUGGGUAUUGAGGGGAAUCCUACAUGAGGUUUGCUGAGGGAGGAGUGGGUAACGCAUCAGGCAAAGUAGUAACGGUAUGAAUUGUCCCAAAUGAGGAGAUUGAGCCAAAAUUUGGAUCUCGGGGUCCUCCCUUUCCCUAUACAAUUCCUGCCCACUCUGGAAAGCUAGAUGACACAGGAAAGACAUUUCAGGAAAGAACAGAGUAGUGGGAAGAACACUGGCCUCAGAAGAUCUGGGUUUGAGUCUUUGCUCUGCCUCUGUACUCUCCAGGAGCCAGGAACCUUGAAGCAGGAUGCCAUGCCUGCAAAUUAGGUUAGAACUGCCCUACCUCCCGGGCUUGGCAUAAGGAUCACGUCAAAAUACACAGGGGAUGUGAAAACCCUUUGAAAGCUCCAACACCCUUGAUAAUAACAGGGAUUUUUAUUUCAGAGCUAAGAGGAAACAAGGUGUUAGGGAAGUUAAGAAAAUACCUGACCCCCUACACCUAAAUGCCGAACCAUAACCAACAUUCUGAUGCUGCUUGCUUUCUUGCAUGACCAACCAUCCCAGUUUGCCUGGGAUUUUCCCAGUUUUAGCACUGAAAGUCCCACAUCCUAGGAAACUCCUCAGUCCUAGGACAACUGUUCACCUACUCUUUCUCCUCUUUGUAAACCAAACCAACUGUGACUGUCCAAUGUGCCAUCUUAGGGAAAGGUUAAAACAACUAUUUCCCUAUAACAUAAUGCUAGUGAUUGUACUUAAAACAUUUUUAUACUUUUAUGACCUUUUACUGAUUGACUGGAAAUGUGUUGUCCUUUAUUAGAAAAAAAUAAAUAUGGUUUUCCAUAGUUGCCUGCA